AUGUCCGACGUUUCCAGCCCUAUCAGUCCUACCAAGCCGAAGUCACAGACCUAUGAAGGGGGAUGUCAUUGUGGAAAAGUCAAAUUCACCGUGAAGCUGUCUCCUCCCGUCGAAGAUGGACCAGUGACUAGCUGCAAUUGCUCGAUUUGCCACAUCAAUGGAUACUUGAUGGUCUACCCUCUUGAAUCUAACAUCACCUGGAUCAGCGGCUUCAACGACCUAACUACAUAUACGUUUGGCAAGGAAAGAAUUGCCCACUCCUUCUGCUCAAUUUGUGGAACUAGCAUUGGCGGGAAGAGCACAGAUCCCAACUUUUUUGCGGAUAAUCGGGCUGUGAAUGUGCGCACGCUCAAAGGGAUCGAUAUCGACGACUUGAAAUUGAGGAAAGUAAACGGUCGUUCUGGAUAG
Rhinocladiella mackenziei CBS 650.93 is the source of this 408-nucleotide messenger RNA. RefSeq lists its product as uncharacterized. The coding region runs from base 1 to 408 and encodes 135 amino acids. The transcript is spliced from 4 exons. Lineage: Eukaryota; Fungi; Ascomycota; Eurotiomycetes; Chaetothyriales; Herpotrichiellaceae. The record is from RefSeq and is a predicted model, not a curated record. Gene Ontology annotation, molecular function: carbon-sulfur lyase activity.